AUGAACGUUCUUAAGCUUCAGAGGAAAUAUCCACACUUCGACCAGAGUGAAAUUUUCUCCCUUCAGGAUGCAUUCAGAAAAUUGGAUGUUGACGAUAAGGGUUAUCUGGACGAGGCUACUGUUAUCAAGGCCACCCAGCAGUCCGAACGUCAGCCGUACGACGUCGUGCGCCAGGCUUUGAAGGAAGUCGAUCUCGAUAGCUCUCGUCGAGUCGAGCUCGAAGAUUAUGUAGAUCUCAUUUCAAGACUUCGCUCUACUUCAGCUCAAAAUAGAGCAACUGCUGGCCCAAGUGCGGCUCCAGGAAUACCCGAGAUUGGGACGGGCGUGUCUCGACACGUCUCCAAAGGCAGUGUAGGAGGACGAAUUCACGUUCAGGGCUCUUCCGCGAACGUCACUCAUACUAUCAAUGAAGAUGAGAGAACUGAGUUCACCAGACACAUCAAUGCUGUCCUUGCUGGAGAUCCCGACAUUGGCCAUCUACUACCAUUCCCCACUGACACUUUUGAGAUGUUUGAUAAAUGCAAGGACGGAUUGGUCCUAGCAAAACUUAUCAACGACAGCGUCCCAGAUACCAUUGAUGAGCGUGUCCUGAAUAAGCCUGGGAGAAAGAUCAAGGAACUAAAUGCAUUCCAUAUGACUGAAAAUAAUAACAUUGUGAUCAAUUCGGCCAAGGGAAUCGGCUGCUCUGUUGUUAACAUCGGAAGCGGCGACAUCAUAGAGGUCCGCGAGCACCUGAUCUUGGGUUUGAUUUGGCAAAUUAUCCGGCGAGGCCUUUUGGGCAAGAUCGACAUCAAGCUUCAUCCCGAACUCUAUCGGCUUCUGGAGGACGACGAAACGCUAGACCAGUUCUUGCGCCUCCCUCCAGAGCAAAUCUUGUUGCGUUGGUUCAACUAUCAUCUGAAGAAUGCAAAGUGGGACAAGAAGGUGACGAAUUUCUCCUCCGAUGUCAAAAACGGUGAAAAUUACGCUGUCCUCUUGAAUCAGUUGGCUCCUAAUCUGUGUUCGAGAGCUCCGCUUGAGACUCGGGAUUUGCUUGAGCGAGCAGAGCAAGUUCUGGCAAAUGCAGAAAAAUUAAACUGCCGGAAAUUCCUCACUCCUUCGUCUCUUGUUGCUGGGAACCCCAAACUUAACCUUGCAUUUGUUGCCAAUCUGUUCAACACGAUCCCUGGUCUCGACCCAAUAACUGAGGAGGAAAAACUCGAGGUUGAGGAUUUUGACGCAGAAGGAGAAAGAGAAGCUAGAGUGUUCACCUUGUGGUUGAAUUCGCUCGAUGUCCAGCCCCCCGUCAACUCGUUGUUCGAUGAUCUUCGAGAUGGUACCAUUCUACUUCAAGCCUACGACAAAGUGAUCCCUGGCAGUGUCAACUGGAGACAUGUUAACAAACAACCUAGUUCUGGUGGCGAGAUGAUGCGAUUCAAGGCUGUGGAAAACACAAACUAUGCAAUCGAACUUGGAAAGCACAUAGGGUUCUCCCUUGUAGGAGUACAGGGUGCGGACAUUACCGACGGACAACGUACACUUACGCUGGGACUAGUUUGGCAACUGAUGCGGAGAGACAUUACAAACACCUUGUCUAGCCUCGCGCAGCGAAUGGGCAAGCGUGAGAUCACCGAUGCCGAAAUGAUCCGGUGGGCAAACGACAUGUCCCGUAAAGGAGGCAGAACUUCGUCAAUACGCAGUUUUAAGGAUCAAACCAUUGGCACGGGCCUUUUCCUUCUUGAUGUUCUGAACGGAAUGAAGAGUAGCUAUGUUGACUACGACCUCGUCACGCCUGGCCGAUCAGAGGAGGAAGCGUACGCUAAUGCCAAGUUGAGCAUUAGCAUAGCGAGAAAGCUAGGCGCGACUAUUUGGUUGGUUCCUGAGGAUAUUUGUCAAGUGCGGUCUCGCUUGGUCACUACAUUUAUUGGUUCUUUGAUGGCCACAUAUGAGAAGAUGCAGUGA
This is a messenger RNA of Aspergillus viridinutans, 1941 nucleotides long. RefSeq names its product fimbrin (gene sac6). Gene Ontology annotation, cellular component: actin filament bundle; actin filament; cytoplasm. The record is from RefSeq and is a predicted model, not a curated record. Lineage: Eukaryota; Fungi; Ascomycota; Eurotiomycetes; Eurotiales; Aspergillaceae. Bases 1 to 1941 code for a protein of 646 amino acids. The transcript has 5 exons. Gene Ontology annotation, molecular function: calcium ion binding; actin filament binding. Gene Ontology annotation, biological process: actin filament bundle assembly; actin filament network formation.